Molecule: messenger RNA, 654 nt
Organism: Marasmius oreades (fairy-ring Marasmius)
Lineage: Eukaryota; Fungi; Basidiomycota; Agaricomycetes; Agaricales; Marasmiaceae
Exons: 5
Coding region: 286-627 (113 amino acids)
Source: RefSeq, a predicted model, not a curated record
AGUUGGAAGUACUCCUUUCGGUAGGACUUCCACGAGUGCUAUAGAAAGUAAUACGCGAGCAAAAUUCGACGUGAGCAAGGUUUGUGCCGAGGUCCACGAGGUUGUUCAGUUCCUCGAGCUAAAGUUUGGUGGAUGUUCAAGUAAUGAUUCCCGCGCAGUCCAGAACUGCAACUGCGGCUGUAUUUUUGACCUUCUGUGAACCAGCUCAUCCCGAGUCUCGUCACUGUUUUUCGGUAUAUAUAGAGGAUACGGGUUCCUACAAAUUCUUUCUUCAACAACAGCACGAUGCCCAACAUCUCCGACUCUAACCUCCCGAGCUACUGCCCUUGGCACUUUGCGCCAUCUCCUCCUCCACAGUCGCUCGUUCUCCCAGUCCCCGCUAUGGCGGCUGUCUUCGGAGACAACCCGACUGUUCAUGUUGUUGUGGUCCAAGACAUCCCGGGUGUCGAUUCCCCGACUUCUUCGUCAGGAAACGAUGCUGAGGCCUCUGCCUUGGCAGAAGAAUCGGCUGUACAUCGUCAGAUAUUGGAGUUGAUCGAGCAGUUGGUCAUAAACCGGAUUUAUGGCGUGGUUCGCACAGCUAUUGUUUUGUAUCUCAUUAACACUUCUCUGCGGAUGACGACUUGACUUCAAAACUCGAGUAUGUCUUUUCCC